AUGACAUUGAUUGGCGGUAUAUUUAAUCGCACUCCUAAAGGCGAGAACAGUUUUGUCGAGGAUCUUUCUAGAGAUGUGGAAAGCCUGAAUUUUGGCUCUCCUUCUCCAUCCACUUUGAACCACCACGGCGCAGCUGACACAUCAAACAUUUCAUACAUGUCGACGUCAAGCUCUCCAAACAGAAGUUUUGAUCCAUACAAUGUUCAGCGGGUCCACUACAACAAGGAAAAUACUCCGCCGGCCACUCCAAGCAGAACCAAUGUUCAUCCACCGUUGCCGAUGUAUGGCACUCCACGUUCUGCAGUGACUCAGAUGCAGGUCACCCAGACUCCAAGACUUAACAGAGAGUUCUAUUCUAAGGCCAAUAGUGCCAGGACCAAGAGACUUGUGACGGUUUCCCAGAUGUACUUUUUGGACUAUUACUGUGAUAUGUUUGACUAUGUCAUCAACAGAAGACACAGACUCGACCAAGUCGAGGAGGCACUUCAGAUGCUUCCUCCGACUGAAAGACCGCAGCAGUGGAAGAACUACGUCGGAAAAGAAAGAGCAUACUUGAGAAAAAGAAGAAUUAGACCAAAACACAAAGAUUUCAAUAUCAUCACUCAAGUGGGACAAGGUGGAUACGGACAGGUUUUCUUGGCGAGAAAGAAGGACACCAAGGAAAUCUGCGCCUUGAAAGUUCUGAGCAAAAAACUGCUCACCAAGACAGAUGAGACAAGACACGUUUUGACCGAGAGAGAUAUUUUGACCAACACUCGGUCGGAAUGGCUUGUCAAGCUGUAUUAUGCUUUCCAGGAUGCUGACAGUGUCUAUCUGGCCAUGGAGUUUGUUCCUGGUGGAGAUUUCCGUACUCUGCUGAACAACGCUGGAUAUUUGAUUCCGCAACAUGCAAGAUUCUACAUCAGUGAAAUGUUUGCUGCCGUCAACUCUCUCCAUGAAUUGGGAUACACACACAGAGACUUGAAGCCAGAGAACUUUUUGAUUGACUCGAAGGGACAUGUGAAGCUGACUGAUUUUGGUUUGGCCGCUGGAUCUGUCUCUACCGACAGAAUCGAGAGUAUGAAACUGAGACUGAACCAAGUGAAAAACCUUGAAUACAAGCCAAAGGAGCGCACAGUGGCAGAAAGACAACAAAUGUACAAGUCUUUGAGAAGCAAUGAGGUGCAUUUUGCGCACUCCAUCGUUGGUUCUCCAGAUUACAUGGCGUUGGAAGUUUUAGAAGGAAAAUCAUACGAUUACACCAUCGAUUACUGGUCUUUGGGAUGUAUGUUAUUCGAGGCUAUUGUUGGAUACACUCCAUUCUCUGGAAGCUCUUCAGAUGAAACGUACUCCAACUUGAAGAGAUGGAAGGAUUGCCUGAAGAGACCAAGAUACGAAGAUGGCAAGUAUGUUUUCAGCGAUCGUACAUGGCAAUUGAUCACGCGGUUGAUUGCAUCGCCUCAUGAGAGAUUGCGCUCUUUCAAGCAGGUCAUGAACAUGCCAUAUUUCGCGGAAGUGAAGUGGGAGUCGCUGAGAGAACGUGUGCCACCAUUUACUCCACAGCUUGACGAUGAAGAGGACGCUGGAUACUUUGACGAUUUCACCAACGAGAGCGAUAUGGCUAAAUAUAAAGAGGUGAUGGCAAAGCGGGCUAACGACGAGAAGCUCGGUUACAACAGCGUCAAGACCGACCAAAAGAGCUUUGUUGGGUUCACUUUCAAGCAUAAGGGAAACCCGAACCUGAAUCCAAACAACAUCUUGUCGCCGCUACUUAUCAACGCCCAGAACAGCUAUAGAGACUAUCACGGAUACAGUGAGCCUUUUGCGGAACUACCAAAAGCUGUUCGGAUAUCCAACAGUUUGCACAAGAAGAACGGUCCUUUUGAUGGAAUCUUUUUUCUUGGCGACCUAAUUGCUUCAAAUGGAGCUCAUGUCGAGGCUACUGACGAUCCAGCGACUUCAAUUUUCCAUUUUGAUGGAAUCCGCAAACUGCAAGAGUCGGAUGAUUCCAAGCUGAAACAUUUGGGCAAAUGUGGAAUUCUACGUUUAGCUAGUGGCAUUCGAGUUGGAUACGUUUCCGGUGAUCUGAAGACUGUAGCCGAAGACCUUCAGAAGACGUUCGAGAAUCAGGUUCUGGAUGUUCUGGUGACCUACCAAUGGCCAACGAGUGUGGCCACCGAGGAGAAGCUUUCCUUGGUUGGCGAUGCCAGAUUGAACGAUCUGCUGGAAUGGACUCAUCCUCGAUACUGGUUCUGUGUUGGCAACAACAACGGCAGGUUUUUUGAAAGACUACCUUUCAAGUGGGAAGAUGGCCGGGUGACCAGAUUCAUCAGUUUAGGACAACAAGGCGGGCAGGACAAAUGGUAUUAUGCAUUCAACUUGAAUCUGGAUCCGAUGAUGGACCAAGAAGGAGUUACGAAGUUCGGAGAAAAACCACAGCUCAAGACGGAGCCAGAAAACACAGUCACAAAUACACAGUUGAAACGGAAAGGAGGCGAGAUUGAUCAGCAAUUGAAGCGGGUCAAGAAGGAGGUCGGCCCUGAAAAUUGUUUCUUCUGUGUUUCCAACACGGAAGCAGAGCUACAUAUGAUUAUUUCCAUUGGAGAAUUUGCAUACAUGACGGUUGCUAAGGGUCCGUUGACCACGAGAGACAAGCUUGGAUUCUCGGGACACGGAUUGAUCAUCCCCAUCGGACACUUCUCUACCUAUAGCAAGUACCGUGAUAGCGAGGAAGCAGGAAAAAAGGUGGAAGAGACCGCGUUAUUCGGAGAAGUUGGAAAAUACGAAACUGCCGUGGUCAACAUGUUCAGGUCUCUUGGACCUUACAAGGUUGCUUUUUGGGAGAUUUCGAGAUCCGAGGGUAUUCAUCAUCACAUUCAAUUCUUACCUAUCGAGGACAAAUAUGAAGAGCUAUUUGAGACCCAGCUGAAGAAACAAAUUGCUUACAACGAGAAAAAGUACAAUUCGCAUUUGGUUUACGAGAAAGACCCGUCAGCAGAAGAGUAUUCCAAGCUGCUCAAUGGAGAAGACUACAUGUCGAUCAGAAUAGUUGGCCCAGAGUCAGAAACCAAGUAUGUGUUUCGGCUGACAGACGGAAACGUCGACCUCCAAUUUCCUCGACGUGUCCUGGCGUUCCUGAUGAAGCUCGGACGUCGUGUUAUUUGGAACAAGUGCAGAGAAUCGACGCUGGAAGAAGCUUCGCAGAAAGAUGUGUUUCGUGAAAAGUUUCAGCCGUUUGAUUUCUCUGGAGAAAAAAAUAAAUAA
Ogataea philodendri is the source of this 3243-nucleotide messenger RNA. RefSeq lists its product as uncharacterized. The coding region runs from base 1 to 3243 and encodes 1080 amino acids. Gene Ontology annotation, biological process: intracellular signal transduction; peptidyl-serine phosphorylation. Gene Ontology annotation, molecular function: protein serine/threonine kinase activity; ATP binding. The record is from RefSeq and is a predicted model, not a curated record. Gene Ontology annotation, cellular component: spindle pole body. The transcript has 2 exons. Lineage: Eukaryota; Fungi; Ascomycota; Pichiomycetes; Pichiales; Pichiaceae.